GAGGAGGAGGAGGAGGACGCGGCGGAUUGCGACGGCGACGGCGACGGCGACGGCGAGGGCGAGGGCGGGGGAGGGGAGAUCUGCUGCGACCGAUCGCAGGUGGCGCUCGGCCGCGAGGUGAGGGCGCAGGUGGAGGUCCUCGAUCGCUGCCUCUCGUGGCGCUUUGCCGAUCGCGUCGCUGCGAAGCGCGCAACGCACGUCCUCGCCGAGCUUGCCAAGAACGAAGAGGUAGUGAAUGUCAUCGUGGAGGGAGGAGCAGUACCGGCGCUGGUGAGGCAUCUGCGAGAGCCGCUGCUGGCACCAAAUGAAGGAGAGGAACGGCCAUUUGAGCAUGAGGUGGAGAAGGGGAGCGCAUUUGCUCUCGGUCUUCUUGCCGUGAAGCCUGAACAUCAGCAACUUAUAGUUGAUGCUGGUGCUUUGCCUCUACUUGUGGAUCUCCUGAAAAGGCACAGAAAGGGUUCCAACUCUAGAGCAGUCAAUAGUGUUAUCCGGAGGGCAGCUGAUGCAAUAACUAAUCUUGCUCAUGAGAAUAGCAACAUCAAAACAUGUGUCAGAAUCGAAGGUGGGAUCCCACCUCUUGUUGAGUUGCUGGAAUCGACAGAUUUGAAGGUACAAAGGGCGGCUGCAGGGGCCUUGCGGACUUUGGCAUUUAAAAAUGAUGAAAACAAGAACCAGAUUGUGGGCUGCAGUGCUCUUCCGACAUUGAUUCUCAUGCUUCGAUCGGAAGAUGCUGCUAUUCAUUAUGAGGCGGUUGGAGUGAUUGGUAAUUUGGUUCAUUCAUCUCCAAAUAUCAAGAAAGAAGUUCUUUCUGCUGGUGCUUUACAACCUGUUAUUGGAUUGCUAAGCUCCUGUUGUACAGAGAGUCAAAGGGAGGCUGCCUUGUUGCUAGGCCAGUUUGCCUCAGCUGAUUCAGAUUGCAAGGUACACAUAGUACAAAGGGGUGCAGUCCGGCCGCUAAUUGAGAUGCUCCAGUCGCCAGACAUACAACUUAAGGAGAUGUCUGCUUUUGCUCUUGGGAGGCUGGCCCAGGAUGCACACAACCAAGCAGGUAUUGCUUAUAAUGGUGGUCUAGUGCCUUUGCUGAAGCUUCUUGACUCGAAAAAUGGAUCUUUACAGCAUAAUGCUGCAUUUGCUCUUUAUGGGAUUGCCGACAAUGAGGACAAUGUCUCUGACUUUAUAAAGGUGGGAGGCGUUCAGAAGUUACAAGAUGGCGAAUUCAUUGUUCAGGCAACAAAGGACUGUGUAGCUAAGACACUGAAAAGAUUAGAGGAAAAGAUUCAUGGACGAGUUUUGAAGCACUUGCUGUAUCUCAUGAGAGUAGGUGAAAAGGCUGUUCAACGUCGUGUUGCUUUGGCUCUUGCUCACCUUUGUUCCCCUGAUGAUCAAAAGACAAUAUUUAUUGAUAAUAAUGGGCUUGAGUUGCUUCUUGAUCUUCUGGGUUCUGCAAAUUUAAAACAGCAACAAGAUGGUUCUGCAGCCCUUUACAAGUUGGCUAACAAAGCCAUGUCACUUUCUCCCAUAGAUGCAGCUCCUCCAUCUCCUACACAGCAGGUGUAUCUUGGUGAACAAUUUGUUAACAGUACUACACUUUCGGAUGUCACCUUUCUAGUAGAAGGCAAGCGGUUUUAUGCUCACAGAAUAGCUUUGCUUGCAUCUUCAGAAACAUUUCGUGCAAUGUUUGAUGGUGGAUAUAGGGAAAAGGAUGCUAGAGAUAUUGAGAUUCCAAACAUACGAUGGGAGGUGUUUGAAUUGAUGAUGAGAUUCAUAUAUACAGGGUCAGUUGAGGUAACUACUGAUAUUGCUCAGGAACUGCUUAGAGCAGCUGAUCAGUAUCUUCUGGAGGGCCUUAAACGCCUAUGUGAAUAUGCCAUUGCACAGGAUGUAAACCUGGAGAAUAUCUCCGUCAUGUAUGAAUUGUCGGAGGCUUUUAAUGCCAUGUCAUUGAGACAUACAUGCAUCUUGUUCAUCCUGGAGCAGUUCGACAGGAUAUGCACUCAACCUGGUUAUUUUCAUUUGAUCCAGCGCAUCAUUCCUGAAAUCCGUAGCUAUUUUGGCAAAGCUCUUCAGCCAAACCAAGGGAAUCCAAAGUAGAUGAAUUCACUUAUACUAACAUCAGCUAACAAAUGCUGCUGCUGAGGGUUGUAUAGUAAGCUUUUUCAGGAUUUUACCAAUUAGUAUCUAAACUUUUCUGUGGCAACACCGAAUUCUUGUGGGUAUUGGGUGAAAAAGUAGCUUGUUACCUGUUACCGGUGUAAUGAUGGUUUCAACUAAUGACAAAAAUUUCAUCAUUUGGAUGCUAAUGUGUUGUAUUUCUGGUGGAUUUUGUUA
Messenger RNA from Ananas comosus (pineapple), 2328 nucleotides. Its product is annotated as ARM REPEAT PROTEIN INTERACTING WITH ABF2. The record is from RefSeq and is a predicted model, not a curated record. NCBI's taxonomy places the organism in Eukaryota, Viridiplantae, Streptophyta, Magnoliopsida, Poales, Bromeliaceae. Gene Ontology annotation, molecular function: protein binding. The transcript is spliced from 19 exons. The annotation marks the transcript as partial.